Peronospora belbahrii is the source of this 717-nucleotide messenger RNA. The record is from the annotation of a GenBank genome assembly. Lineage: Eukaryota; Oomycota; Peronosporomycetes; Peronosporales; Peronosporaceae.
AUGCGCCCUUCUCCACACUGGAAUAUGGCGACAAUAAUGAAGAAUAGCGGCAUUACAAAAGACGUACAACAACAUUUGAUACGUGUAUAUGCGACACUGGCAGCUUGUGUUCUCUCUGCGAUGCUCAGCUCUGCCUGCAUGAUAGCUUAUGGCCCGGAACGUUGGUCUUUAAUCGGCUCGUCGAUUGUGUCUACAGUGGGCUCCAUUUGGCUUUACAUUGAACCAGAGCAGCAUUAUACUAGACGAUUUGGGAUUCUUAUGACAAUUUCGGCUGCCAUGGGCCUCACUGUGUCUACACUCGCUGCUGUAGCGAUCAAAGUGGACCCGAGCAUUCUUGUCUCAGCCUUACUAUUGACGACACUGGUCUUCAUGUGCUUUAGUGCAAGUGCUUUGAUUGCUACUCGUCGCUCUUAUUUGUAUUUGGGUGGUAUCCUAAGCUCGGCACUGUCAUUGAUGUUUUUGACAAGUGUGUUGAGUAUCUUCACCUACUCGUCGUUUCUGUUCAAUGUGAAUUUGUAUGGCGGACUCUUUCUGUUUUGCGGUUACGUUGUGUUUGACACGCAAUUUAUCAUUGAGAAGGCAAGCGCGGGAGACAAGGAUGUGCUGAAACACACGCUUGAUCUAUUUACGGAUUUGGUGUCUAUCUUUGUGCGUAUUCUCAUUGCAUUGCUUCGCAAAAACAACGGUGGCAAGUCUUGUGAUAGCCGUCGCUACUAA